AUGGGAACAGAUGGCAUAAGCCCAAUGCCUGGAAUGCCCAACAUGGGGGGUAUGGCAGGUGGAUGUGGCUCAGGAUGCGGUGGAUGUUGCCUUGCAUGUCCCAGCUGCCUCUCUUCUCCAUCCUGUCAUGGAGGAUCAAACAGUUUAAAUCCAGGCCCUGUGUGCCCAGCUGGACCAGGAUGCUGUGGCUGUCAAGGCUGUCCAGGUGGUGCCGGAUGUGGGUGCCCUGGAGGAUGUCCCAUGAUGGGCAUGAGGCCUGGAAUGAUGGGGGUGCAAGGUGGCGUGAUGCCAGGGUGCAACCCAAUGAUGAUGAUGAUGAUGGCAAACAUGAUGCAGAUGGCCCAAAAGCAGAUGGGAGGAGGGCAAGGCAGCUCAGCAAACCCUAUGGGUGGAGCGAUGCAGCCAGAGACCGUUGGUGGGUCUACAAGCUCGAGGAAGGGGCCACCCGUGGAAAAAGAUGAUGAAAAAAUCGAUCCUGAUAUUCGAGAGCUGGGCGACUACUUCAACAUUGAGGAACGUUGGAUCAAGAGAUUGGACGAGACCAUGAACAAACGUCGCGAGACUAAGCAGCAGGACCUUGAGAAACUGUACGAGGUUCUUGAGCGCGCUCGCAGUCCAACUGGCUUGCUUACGGUGCAGAUUGGCAAAAUGGAAUGUGGCCAGUUUGUCGGCAAGAUCAAGCCUGACAAGGACGUUGAACGCUUGGCCAGAAAGUUCAAGCUCGAUGACCACGUGACAUCGCGCCUGACAGAACUGAAAGUUUGUAGGAGGAAUAGCGGUCAAGAAGAGCGAGGUUUGAAGGACCUUGACCGGCUUGAGCAGCAUCUACGAUAUUGCAAGCGGCCAAAUGCAAUGGCGACCCUUCUGGCUGGAAAACUGUUGGAGGGCGAGAUAGCAGAGCUCCCAGAUCUUGCAGAGGCUGAAAAAAUCAUGGAGAAGUACAAGCUGGACGAGGACUGGCGGGCACAGGUUGCAACACAGUGCUUUUUGUUGUGCUUGAAGGUUUUGGAGCCGUGGCCCUCUCGUGGAAUUAUGUACGUGGAAACGCUCUCGCUGCCGUGUGGUUUGUACGACUUGGUCACUGGGCGAAAGCUGAGCACGUUCCGGGGGAUGCACCAAAACUUCAUCAAUAUCCUCCGAUUCUCACACAGGUCACCUCACCUGUUCGCCACGGCGUCCUUCGACCACACUUGCAAGGUCUGGGACUUGAGGCAACCGAUGCAGCUGUCAAAGCCUGUGAAACUGUUCAGCACGGACACCUUGAACGUCAUGUGCACCUUCUCACCGGACGACAGGCAUAUUUUAUGCUCAGGGGUUGAUUCUUAUUUGCAACAAUUUACCUUGGCGAGCAGUGAUGAUGGAAUUGGAACUAGAUACCCCCUUCCAAAUACACACAGUGCAACGAACUACCGUCGUGCCAUGUAUUUGACCAGUGGGGGUUUGGUUGCAACCGCUGCAACAAAUGAGAGUCUUCUCCGUAUUUGCUCUGCAGCGCAUCCUCAUUACCAUUUGGGGCAUAUUGAUUUCAAGGGGAGCCUUGUCGCACGCCGGCACUUUGCAGAGGUUUGUGGCCGCAGCAUGCGGUCGCAGGCUUCCCAAGUGGCAGGUUUAAGCAGAGGAACGAUGGCCGUGGGGCAGUCACAUCAUCCGACGGAGGAGUAUGUCCAAUCUUUGCGCUGCCAUCCGUUGGAUCAAGAUGCGCUUGGUGUUCUCCUUUCAACGUCUGACCCUCAUCCUGAGUCGUACAUCGCGAUGCUCCGAUUGGGAUCCCACGACUACGAAUCCUCCAGCCAGUGA
Durusdinium trenchii is the source of this 1797-nucleotide messenger RNA. Lineage: Eukaryota; Dinophyceae; Suessiales; Symbiodiniaceae. The record is from the annotation of a GenBank genome assembly.